AUGUUGGAAGGCCUCGCAAAGAGCGGCAUUCGUGCCCUGCAGCUACUCUGGAUCCUCCUCCUCACAGCCCUCAUCGGCAAUGUUAUUGACCUCAACCAAAAUGGCCACAUGGCCGCCAUCAACUUCUCCAUGUUCGUCAUUGUCCUGUCGUGGAUCGCCGCUCUCUACGGCCUCCUGACGGCCUUUAUCGACUCCAUCGCCAUCCCCGUCGCUGUGCUCGCCCUCGACGGCCUGGCCACCCUCUUCACUCUUAUUGCCGCCAUUGUCCUCUCAGCCCGCCUCCGCGCCGUCAACUGCAGCAACUGGCGCGGUCGCGGCAGCAGCUGGAUUGCCUACGGCGCCGCCGACGUCGUCAAACGAUGCCGCACCAUCCAGGCGAGCAUCGUCUUCAUGUGGUUCCUGUUUGCCUGCUUCGCUGUCGGCAUGUUCUUCUCUGUCCGGGAGUUCCGUCGCGGCGGCGGCUCCGUGCGCCGAGGCGGAAGGCCCAACAUGGCCCAGGUUGGCGUGUAA
Messenger RNA from Verticillium dahliae VdLs.17, 510 nucleotides. RefSeq lists its product as uncharacterized. The record is from RefSeq and is a predicted model, not a curated record. Bases 1 to 510 code for a protein of 169 amino acids. The transcript has a single exon. NCBI's taxonomy places the organism in Eukaryota, Fungi, Ascomycota, Sordariomycetes, Glomerellales, Plectosphaerellaceae. Gene Ontology annotation, cellular component: eisosome; plasma membrane. Gene Ontology annotation, biological process: protein localization to plasma membrane; eisosome assembly.